CGUCCGUGGUGCCACAGCGGAACAGUUACAGUGUAACAUCAGUUUGUACAUGUGAAUCUUUGGCAUGAUCAGGAGGAGUUGCUUGUAUGACAUUUGGCCAUGAAGCGAUUGUACAUUGGUGGUCUCAGCCACACAGUGACCGAGAAAGAUCUCAAAGACAGAUUUGGGAAAUUUGGUGACGUUACAGAUGUGGAAAUUAUUACGAGGAAAGACGAUCAAGGAGCUCCUCUGAAGACAUUUGGCUACAUCAACAUAAACAUCACAGAUGCUGAAUUUAAGAGAUGUGUAGGCAUUUUAAAUAAGUCCACAUGGAAAGGUGGAACCCUGCUCAUUCAGUUGGCAAAGGAAAGCUUUCUGCACAGACUUGCUGAAGAACGAGAGCAACAAGUUGAAAAGAUCAAGACUCCAAAAACUGCCCCUCAGGAGAAAUUGGUUGACUCAUUUAAAGCAGCCGGUGUUGAAAACUUCCACAUGAAAGCUGCGGUUCCAGGAACUGAAAUUCCUGGCCAUAAGGAUUGGGUCGUGAGUAAAUUUGGGAGGGUCCUUCCUGUCUUGAAUCUGAAAUCUAAAGGAAAGAACAAGGUCUUCAAAUAUGAUCCGUCCAAACACUGUCAUAACAUCAAGAGACUGGAGACUGCGGACGAUUUCACAUCAGUGUCCGAACUGACAUGGGAGGUUGAAGGUGGAGAUGACGAAAUUAGCAAGAAAAGGAGAGGAGAGUUUCCAAAGCAGAAAACCGGUCCCAAAAGAUCCAAAGUAGACUUGAGUUUGUUUCUUAGCAAUGGAAUUAAUGCGCCUGCAUCUGUAAACAAGAACAAAAUCCAGCAACGUGACCUUCCUGCUAUCAAAACAGAAAAAACGGUUAUUAAAAAGUCAGUUUGUGUUUUUGACAGUGAUGUAGACUCUGAAGACGAAAUCAAGAUGUUGGUUGCUCAAGAACAUUUGAGGGACUCCAAACCAACCUCCACAGUGGAUGACGAGGACAACCUGGAGGUUGUGGGAGAUGAUUUUGUAGUGAAAUCCAAUGCUCUCUGGGGUGGAGCAGAACAAAGUGAUGUAAAAUCGCUGCUAACUUCAUCAAAAGAGGAUGAAGAAUACGACUCUGCAGACACUGAUGAAAUCCUCACUAAGAGCAAGACCCCUAAAUUGCAAGAUUCUCCAACAAAAUCCAAUACAAAUGAGUGUUCAUCUGGAUCUGAUGAUGGUGGCGAUGAUGAAUCUGAUGAUGAUUUGAGCGUAGAUUCUGAUUAUGAAGCCAUGAUGAUGGGAAACUGUUACCGCUUGGAUCUUUCCCUUGCAGACUUGGAGCAACUAGCCAAAAGCGCAGAGGGAAUUUCAGAUGAUGAACAUGUAGAAGAACCCGAAGAGCCCAAGACUAAAAGUGCACCGCCCAAAAAAACAGGCAAUUGCCCUGAAGAUAUCCUGGCUUCACUUCUUGGAGAUGACACUCCUGAGAAGGAAAGUAAGAAGAAGAAGAAGAGUCAGGGCACUGCUAAAUCUCUUCCUGCUUUCAUUGGAACAAAGGCUCUUUUUGGAGAUCCUGGGCCCAUCCUGAAAAGAGUCUGUCAAAGUACAGACUCUGAAUCUCCUAAAAGACUCAAACAAGACCCGAAAUUGAAGAAACCAAUUGUUUCAGAUGAUUUAAGCCAACUGAAUUCUUCAAACCAAUCAUCACAACAGAAACUGUCAACUAUACAAGUGCAAUCAAUGACAACAAAACUUGAAAAUGAAGUGUUUAAAUCAGAAGAUAAUUCUUCCUGUCAAGAAUCCACAAGCAGCAAUGAAGAAGAAAGAGCUAAAACCAAACUAAAGAGUAAUGUUGCCUCUUGUAAAUCAAACACUUUAAUCAAACCCAAGGAUACAAAGCCCUCAAGUAAUGACUGUUCUAGUGAGGAAUCAGAAAAAAAUGAGAAAAACGCUCAAGUCUCCAAUUCUCAAUCCUCUUUAACAGCGCAAUCUGCAAGAACACUUUCUCAAAGUGAAUUAAAGACCCCUAAUAACUUGACCACCCCAAUCAAACCCAAACAGACGAAUCUCUCCACUUUUAUCGGUAGCGAAUCUUCAAGUGAGGAAUCAGAAAGCAGUGUGGAAGAAAAUAUCACUUCCAAAAUGUCUUCAGCCACACAAUUGGUAAAAACAAUCCCUAAAGCCAAAAUAAACGCAUCAAAUACACCAAUCAAACCCAAACAGAUGAAUCUCUUAACUUCCACCAGUAGCGAAUCUUCAAGUGAGGAAUCAGAAACCAGUGUGGAAGAAAAUAUCACUUCCAAAAUGUCUUCAGCCAUACAAUUGGUAAAAACAAUCCCUGAAACCAAAAUAAACACAUCAAACACACCAAUCAAACCCAAACAGGCCUCCAGUUCCACCAGCAGUGACUCUUCUGGCGAUGAACAGGAGUCUAGUGAUGAGGAAGAAAAGUCCAAACCUGUAGAGUCCCAUUCAAAAGUUCUUCACACGAUGGUUGUUGACGCUCAGAAGCAACAGCAGGACAACCAGAAACGGAUAGCGGCGCUGGAGCAACGGCAGAAAGAGACUGAGCAGCAGAAGAAACUCAUUCAAGGCGCUCUUUCCAAUGUGGAUGCAGUGAAAGCAAACAAAGGCAAACACAUCGUGUUCGAUUCUGAUGAAGAAGACAACAACGAAACUGCAAACAAACCCGAACAACAACCAACAAGCCAGAAGAAAAGUCUCUUUGAGGAUGAUUCAGAAUCUGAUGAAGAUCAAACAUUAAAAGCAAAGGAGGACAGGGCAGGUGGCAGCAAGCUGUUUGACAGUGAAGAUGAGGACGAUGCUGCUGAAGAUGAGCGUUUCCAGAUUAAACCUCAGUUUGAGGGUAAAGCUGGAGAAAAGCUAAUGAAACUACAGGCAAGAUUCGGAACCGAUUCCAGAUUCCAGAUUGAUUCGAGAUUUCUGGAAAGCGACGAUGAGCAUGAAGAUCAAGAUACAGCAGCUCCAGGAAUAUAUGCUGAAGAAGAGCUUCUUGAGGAGAAAAAGAAAAGCCUGGACAUCCUCCAGGGCAUUUUAAACACCAGCAUACAGCCCCAAAGCACCAAAAAGAGCAAGACGUUCAAAGAUGUUUCGGGUCUGCAUUACGACCCAACACGAGAAGAACAUGCUGCUUUUGAGACCAAGAUUGAGGAACAGAAGAAAGAAAGCAAAGCGGCAAGACGAAAGAAACGUGAGGAGGCUGAAAAACUCCCUGAAGUUUCCAAGGAAGUCUAUUAUGACGUGUCUGUGGAUUUGAAGGACGUCUUCGGGACGGCCAAAGAAAACCAGGAGGAGAAGAAAGAGACCAUUUUAUGGGAUAAAGAGGCUGAGGAUACUGAAGAUGGAGCACCCAUGGAGGUCUCCUUCACUUCUAAUGUAGAAAGCAAUAAAGACUCCUCUGGUGGAUUCAAGUUUUCCUUCUUUGGUGAUGACACGAUUGCGGAAAAUAGCGCCAAGACAGAUGAAUACAAAAUAGAGACAAUAAAAGCAGCCAAGUUCUCUUGGCAAGUGGACCCUCGUUUCCAGGACAGCAGUUCAGACGAGGAAGGAGUCGAUGAGGUUGAGGAGGACCAAUCAGCUUCUGUCAACGCCCAAGAGGAACCACCGAUGCCAUCAAAAAAGGCAUUUUUCUUUUUCCAUAAAGAUGACGAACGGUUAAAAGAGGGACCAGGAAUGUUCUGUAGAAGCGGGAACCUAAAAGACCAGAGGGAAGCCUGGGAAGAGAAAAGAAUGUCACUUAGAGAGGAGUGUCGCAAGAAACACAGAGAUGCCAGAAGACGCCAAAGGCCAUCACUGAAGACAUGAACGUAUUUUAAAAGACAUUUCAUAUAUAUAACAUGACAAAUAUCUGUAAAUUAUUGUUCAAAAUAACAGUACCUAACGCAUAUUUCCUUUUGGAGUAAAUAAAUGUUGGUUUCCACCACUA
Messenger RNA from Danio aesculapii, 3913 nucleotides. It is a transcript of the gene nol8, whose product is annotated as nucleolar protein 8. The coding region runs from base 100 to 3792 and encodes 1230 amino acids. The record is from RefSeq and is a predicted model, not a curated record. The transcript has 17 exons. Lineage: Eukaryota; Metazoa; Chordata; Actinopteri; Cypriniformes; Danionidae. Gene Ontology annotation, molecular function: RNA binding.